UGAUGUGUCACGCUUGCUUUCGGUCAACAAUCGUUUAGAGCUGAUUGUGAAUGAGUGUUUGCCAAGCGAGAUGAUAAACAAUCUCGGAACUCUUUGUCUUUUGGUGGCAGGUGGUGUUUAAAAAAUGCUAAUAGAAAAUGACAGAUCUUCGGAUGUUCGAAGCACAAGAAAACAUCGCACUGUGAAGCAAGCAAAGGGAAACCAGGUGUUUCAAGUGAGAAGCGCAUUCGUUGGUAAGCAGCGAGGCGGUCGACUUAUCCUCCAAUUUCACUGCCAAAAUUGAUCAUCGCAGUGUUUCGUCGGCGAAAGCCCUAAAAACGUUAUCAAUUACAACGAAAAAGCCGCAAAUUAAGGGCACCAGGCGCAAAAAUCUCUCUUCUCCAGCCUCCAUGUGUGAUAUUGCGGCGGUGAAUUUGGUAUAUGCACAGUCCAUGGGAUCUCUUAACUACAAUUCAAGUAUUUCGAAAGAAUCAACCAGCGAGGAAACUGAGGAGCCGAAAACACCAGCAGCGGCUCAAGAAGAAGAAAGUGAAGAAAACGUUGCAAGCGGGAAAAAGAAGAGAGGACAAAGUGUUAAAAAAUCCCGCUCUAAGCUUAAAAAGGCAUUGUCUUGGCGUCAGUCAAACAGAUCACGUCGAUUAAUCGCAAAUGCAAGAGAGCGCUCCAGAAUUCAUAUUAUGAGUGAGGCUUUCGAAGGAUUAAGACGAGCUGUGCCCAGCUAUUCCAGUGAUCAGAAGCUUUCUAAGCUCGCAAUAUUGAGGUUGGCAACGAGCUAUAUCUCGGCAUUGUCUUAUUUGGCAGAGAACGAUACAUCUACGAAAUCACUUAAACAUUUCGCCGAGUGCGUCGAUAAAUGUACUCAAGCUUUGCAAACGGAAGGCCGAACAAGGCGAAAAGAGGCGAAAAAGACAGUCAGUGAAGACAUAAUUAUUGACUGACGUGGGCACUCAAUACAGACAUAAAUAUUCAUAUUUCGUUCCAAGUGUCAGCGACCUCCUACGGUGACAGUUAAAAGAAAAAGACAAGAAACAGAAAACAAGAGUUUUAAGUCAAUCAUUAAAAUAAGUCAAAACGAAUGAAUUAUCUUAGUCUGUAUCAAUAGCUUACCUGCAAAAUCGAAAAAGAAAAUUAUAUAUAUUUUAUCUGUAAAUAAUCAAGUUACGUAAAGCGGAAUUGUGUAAGGUCGAACAAGUUGUGGGAAGGUUAAGAUUAAAAUAUCAUUUGGAUUAA
This is a messenger RNA of Stylophora pistillata, 1230 nucleotides long. RefSeq lists its product as uncharacterized. Gene Ontology annotation, cellular component: nucleus. Lineage: Eukaryota; Metazoa; Cnidaria; Anthozoa; Scleractinia; Pocilloporidae. Gene Ontology annotation, molecular function: protein dimerization activity; DNA-binding transcription factor activity; E-box binding. Gene Ontology annotation, biological process: positive regulation of transcription by RNA polymerase II; anatomical structure morphogenesis. The record is from RefSeq and is a predicted model, not a curated record.